Molecule: messenger RNA, 2715 nt
Organism: Portunus trituberculatus (swimming crab)
Lineage: Eukaryota; Metazoa; Arthropoda; Malacostraca; Decapoda; Portunidae
Product: AMP deaminase 2-like
Exons: 19
Coding region: 87-2576 (829 amino acids)
Biological process (GO): AMP metabolic process; IMP salvage
Cellular component (GO): cytosol
Molecular function (GO): AMP deaminase activity
Source: RefSeq, a predicted model, not a curated record
UGCCAGGUGGACCAGUGAAGGGACGACAGCGAGGAGGAGACAGAGGUGGAAGAAGGAAGGGAAGGGGGGGCAGAAGAAGGGUAUACAUGCCAACUUCAGGAGCGUUUGUCUUGCUACAUCACGCCUCAGUGCACAACGCCACAGCCCUCACCUCUGUCAGUUGUUGCCCAUUGCCCUUGGGAGAUCGAACUACCGUCUUCUCGUCUGCAGUAGUGCUCUGUUUCACCUCACUCGUGCUCCUUAGCGGUCAAGGCAGUGCAGAAUCUUUGGUGCUGGGAAUCAACCGCAAACGUUUCCUGUGUGUCUGUGUCUCCUUAGUGGUGGUGAGGCAGACGAGACGUGCAAUGUCCUACCGCAGCAGCGCCUCCGUGUCUACCCGCUGUGAUCCUGAUGAUGACGGCCGCCUCUAUGCUAUGUACCCGCGACGAGGGAGCGAGAGUCCAGUGUUUGGUCACGGAGGAUUCAGAGUAGAUCCAGCACUACAGAAGAACAUUGAGGCCAUGAUGGAGUCAGGAGGCUCAUCACCACCCAACAAGAUUUCUGCCCCAUAUGAGGUGCCACAGUUUCCCAUUGAGCAAAUUGAGGACAAGCUGAAGCUCCACCGUCACUUGAGUAUAAUAGCUGAGCGCCACUCCAGAUAUGAGCCAUCAGAGACUGCUGUGGAUGAAGAUGACACCAAGACCUUUGACCUUGAUGAGACUGACUAUAUUCCUCAUUACCAGAGGGUGUUCAUCAGUGGUGAAGAGGCCUCCAAUGAGAAACAAGAAGGCAUGGGGCAGUACCUCCUUGACAACCUGAUCACCAAUGUGCCAGUGGAAGAUAUCUCCAAGUCAUCCAAGUUGAUCAUUGAAGCUCUCAGGCUCCGAGAAAAGUAUAUGGCCUGGGCCAACCAGAAUUUCCCCACUGUCACAGCAAGAUUCCUUCGAGAGGGUGGGAUAGAGGAUCCAAUGGGAGGAAAUCAACGCUAUGCUGGUGCAUGCAGUGAUCCCAAGAGUCUAGAAGCAGUGCAAGUGUUGGCUGAUGGAGAGAUUGGGCAAACCAACUCCAGCCCUGAUCAUCCCAUCCAUCCACCCCGCAAGGAAGUGAGUCCCUGGAAGAUUGACUUCCCAGAGAACUGUGGUUACAGAGUAUCCAUGGUAGAUGGUGUGUUUCAGGUAUAUGCCAAUGAAGAAGCAGAGCAGCAGGAGAAGCCACAGCCAUACCACUAUCCAAACCUCACCCGCUACAUCCAAGACGUUAACCUACUGUGUGCUCUUAUUGCCAAUGGUCCAGUAAAGUCUUUCUGCUACCGCCGCCUCCAGUAUCUCAGCUCUAAGUUUCAACUUCAUGUUCUCCUCAAUGAGAUGCGGGAAUUGACUGCACAGAAGGCAGUUCCUCAUAGGGACUUCUACAACAUCAGGAAGGUGGACACUCACAUCCAUGCUGCAUCCUGCAUGAAUCAGAAACAUCUACUGCGCUUCAUCAAGAAGGCAAUGAAGACGCACCCUGAUGAGAUAGUGUGUUGCUCCAAAGAUAAUAAGAUGACUCUGGCAGAAGUGUUUGCCUCCAUGAACCUCACUGCUUAUGACCUAUCAGUGGACAUGCUGGAUGUACAUGCUGACCGCAACACCUUCCACAGGUUUGAUAAAUUCAAUGCCAAAUACAACCCAGUGGGAGAAUCUCGACUGAGGGAAGUGUUCCUAAAGACAGACAACUACAUCAGUGGAAAAUAUUUUGGUCACAUUAUUAAGGAGGUGAUGUCAGACCUGGAGGAAAGCAAGUACCAAAAUGCAGAGCUGAGGCUGUCAGUGUAUGGGAAGAGUGUUGAUGAGUGGGACAAGUUAGCACGUUGGGCAGUGAAACAUAAUGUCCAUUCAGAAAAUGUACGGUGGCUGGUGCAAGUCCCACGCAUCUAUGAUAUCUACAAAAACAACAACAUUGUUGAAAAUUUUGGUGUCCUCAUUGACAACCUAUUCCGUCCCUUGUUUGAGGUCACCAUCAACCCCAGCAGCCAUCCAGAACUUCAUGCUUUCCUUCAGUACUUGAUUGGGUUUGACAGUGUAGAUGAUGAGAGCAAACCUGAAACAUCAGUACUAGACAAGGAUACACCACCACCUCAGCUCUGGACAGACACAGAGAAUCCUCCAUAUGCCUACUACCUCUACUAUAUGUAUGCCAACAUCUGCACCCUGAACCAGCUGCGUGCUGAAAGGGGAAUGAAUACCUUUGUCCUACGGCCACAUUGUGGGGAGGCUGGCUCCAUUCAACACCUGGUGACUGGCUUCCUUUUAGCAGAAAACAUAUCACAUGGCCUGCUUCUCCGCAAAGCUCCCGUCCUCCAGUUCCUAUAUUAUUUGGCUCAGAUUGGAAUAGCCAUGUCUCCUCUCUCUAACAACUCUCUCUUCCUGAACUACCAUCGUAACCCUCUCCCGAUCAAGCAGUUCUGGAUUGGCCCCAACUACAUCCGUGAAGGUGUGGCUGGAAAUGACAUUAAGCGAACUAAUGUCCCCAAUAUUAGAGUGGCCUUCAGACAUGAGACCUUACUGGAUGAGCUAGCCAACAUCUUCCGUCAUCCAACAGAGAAGGAGGAGAACUGAGUGCUGCUGUGAUACUCACCUGCUCUGAUGGGACUUCCAGACUGUCAGCAUGUGAUGGCAGCCACCCAUAGCCUGUAUUUAUGCGAAUAGGGAGGCUGCUUCUAGACAGCUCUUGAGUUUACAUCAAGAGAGAGUGAAU